GUUUUUUUGUUUGGUGGGUAUGGAGUGAAGCAUUUCGUUUAAAAUGAGGAGAUACUUUUCUUUAUUUAUGAGAGUAAUAUUUUCGCUACUAUUAUGUGUUUAGAAUUUUGACAGUUUCUAGUCUUUACAGAAAUUAUAAAUUUUGAAAAUUAAGAAAAAAUUCUGAAGAAUUUGUCUGACGACUAUUGGCAAAAAUUAUUCGAACUGAGAAUUAACUAAUCUUUCAUCAUGGCUACUCCAUCAGCUGUUGUAGCUGCUGCUGCUGCAUUUAUAUUAUUUAUUGUUUGCAACUUUUCUCUUCACAAAAUAGAAGAAGGUCAUGUGGGGAUAUAUUACAGAGGUGGUGCUCUUUUGAAAGAUACAAGUUCACCAGGUUUUCAUAUGAUGGUUCCUUUUAUUACGACAUACCGCUCAAUUCAGGUUACUUUACAGACAGAUGAAGUAAAAAAUGUACCUUGUGGAACCAGUGGAGGUGUAAUGAUCUAUUUUGAUCGUAUUGAAGUUGUUAAUAUUUUAAAUUCAAAUAGUGUUUAUGAUAUAGUAAGGAAUUUUACUGCUGACUAUGAUAAAGCCUUAAUAUUCAACAAAGUACACCAUGAAUUGAAUCAGUUUUGUAGCGUUCAUAAUCUACAUGAAGUGUAUAUUGAUUUAUUUGAUCAAAUAGAUGAAAAUUUAAAGACUGCUCUUCAAAAGGAUUUAAAUAAUAUGGCACCUGGUUUAUUUAUACAAGCAGUUAGAGUUACAAAGCCAAAAAUUCCUGAAACAAUAAGGAAAAACUAUGAACUAAUGGAAAGUGAGAAGACAAAAUUGCUAAUAGCUGUUCAGAGGCAAAAGGUUGUGGAAAAAGAUGCAGAAACAGAUAGAAAAAAAGCUGUUAUUGAUGCUCAGAAAAAUGCUGAAGUUGCAAAAAUCCAAUAUGAACAAAAAAUAAUGGAAAAAGAAUCUUUGAAAAAGAUGUCUCUCCUUGAAGGACCUCAUACCUACUCUUAA
Uloborus diversus is the source of this 990-nucleotide messenger RNA. RefSeq names its product erlin-2-like. The transcript has 12 exons. The record is from RefSeq and is a predicted model, not a curated record. NCBI's taxonomy places the organism in Eukaryota, Metazoa, Arthropoda, Arachnida, Araneae, Uloboridae. Gene Ontology annotation, molecular function: ubiquitin protein ligase binding; cholesterol binding. Gene Ontology annotation, biological process: SREBP signaling pathway. The coding region runs from base 229 to 990 and encodes 253 amino acids. Gene Ontology annotation, cellular component: endoplasmic reticulum membrane; endoplasmic reticulum.